This is a messenger RNA of Xiphophorus hellerii (green swordtail), 2213 nucleotides long. RefSeq names its product nuclear factor 7, ovary-like. The coding region runs from base 297 to 1676 and encodes 459 amino acids. The transcript is spliced from 2 exons. Gene Ontology annotation, molecular function: zinc ion binding; protein binding. The record is from RefSeq and is a predicted model, not a curated record. Lineage: Eukaryota; Metazoa; Chordata; Actinopteri; Cyprinodontiformes; Poeciliidae.
CUAAACAGAGAUUUAAAGAGGAGCAGCAAAAGCAAACGAGGUGGAUUAGCAGCACUUGGUGUCAUCCAGGACAUGAUACAGCGAAACAUCGUCUCUGAUAUUUAGAGUCUCAAGACUUUAAAUCCAACAGGAAAAAGAUCAGAGAGAAAAAACUGAAUGAGAAAACACUCAGGAUCACCUUCAUCACCGACUGACAGAACAAGGAGAACAGAGAGCUGAGGAACCAGACGCUGGAACACAGACUGCUGCUGGAGGAAAAACAAAGAAACCAAAGUGAAACUUCACUCAGAGACAAAAUGGCUUCCAGGUUAGAGGAGGAUCUCUGCUGUUCGGUCUGUCAGGACGUCUUUAAGGAUCCGGUUGUUCUGUCAUGUAGCCACAGCUUCUGUAAGGAGUGUCUGAAGAACUGGUGGAGAGAGAAACCAUCAAGAGAGUGUCCAGUUUGUAAGAGGAGAUCUUCAAGAGAUCGUCCACCUAUAAAUCUGGUUCUGAAGAAUCUGUGUGAGUCUUUCUUACAGCAGAGAGAGCAGAGAGCUUCAGAGGAUCUCUGCUCUCUGCACUCUGGCAAACUCAAACUCUUCUGUCUGAACCAUCAGCAGCCAGUGUGUGUCGUCUGCAGAGAUUCAGAAAAACACACCAACCACAGAUUCAGACCCAUCGAUGAAGCUGCUCAGCAACACAAGAAGAAACUUCAGGAAACUCUGGAGCCUUUAAAGAAGAAGCUGGAGCUCAGGAAGAAAGUUCAGGAGGAGUUUGAUCAGACAGCAGAACACCUGAAGGUCCAGGCCCGACACACAGAGAGGCAGAUUAUGGAGCAGUUUAAGCAGCUUCAUCAGUUUCUAGCAGAGGAAGAGGAGGCCAGGCUGGCUGCACUGAGGGAGGAAGAGGAGCAGAAGAGAGGGAUGAUGAAGGAGAAGAUGGAGGCUCUGAGCAGAGAGAUAGCAGCUCUUUCAGACACAGUCAGAGCCACAGAGGAGGAGCUGAGAGCUGAAGACGUCUCAUUCCUGCACAACUACAAGGCUGCAGUGGAAAGAGUCCAGCGCUGCCCCCUGCUGGAGGAUCCACAGCUGCCCUCAGGAGCUCUGAUAGACCAGGCCAAACAUCUGGGCAACCUGGCCUUCAACAUCUGGAGCAACAUGGAGAACAUGGUGACCUACACGCCUCUGGUUCUGGACCCAAACACAGCUGGUCCAGAUCUCCAUCUGUCUGAAGAUCUGACCAGUUUGACUUAUGGAGAGAAACAGCAGCUUCCUGAUAAUCCAGAGAGAUUUGGAUUAUGGUCUGUUCUGAGUUCUGAUGGUUUUAACUCAGGGAACCACAGCUGGGAUGUUGAUGUUGGAGACAGUUACAUAUGGAGCCUUGGUGUGAUAGAAGAGUCUGUUCAGAGGAAGGGAAGCAUGAUGUCUGGAUUGUUGGUUAUAAAGUUCUUUAUAAAUGAAUACUCAGCACUUUCUCCUUCAGCUCCUUCCACUCGUCUCUCAGUCCAGAAACUCCAGAGGAUCAGAGUGAAUCUGGACUGGGACAGAGGAAAACUGUCCUUCUCUGAUCUGGAUACUAACACACACAUACACACCUUCACACACACCUUCACUGACAAGAUGUUUCCAUACUUCGAAACUAAUAAACCAGUAAAGAUUCUACCGAUGAAGAUCUCAGUGAUCAAACAGCAGCUCUGAUGAUCUCAGCAUGAAGAACAAAAAGUCCAAAUGAAGCAUUAUUGAUCAGAUGAUUGAUUGGUUUCAUGAUUGAUGGUUUGGUGAAUUUCUUAAUAUCAUUUUUAAAAUCUGUUUUUAAUCAGGAAACUGGAGAUGAUCUGAUCAUCUGGGGACUUUUUCAUUUCAUUCUGUUUUUUCCACUAUAAUGUUUUAAAUGUUGUUUAUUAUUUACAACAACUGGAUGUAAAUAAAUUAUUAUUUUGGUUAUUGAAAACUUGCUCUUUCAAUUUUACUUGUGAAAGAUUAGAAAAUGAAAACUAUCACAACAUGUAUCCACAUAGCAAUAUAUUUCCUUCUGGUUGAAUAAUUAUUGUUUUCAUAAAUGUUGUAGAUUAUUAGCUGUUUAAAAUCUGAAGAUUUUUUUUCUUGUUAAUUUUGGAAGAAUUUCAUGUAAACAAAUAUAUCAGCUGGUUUAUGGGAACAAAUGUUUGUUGUUCAUGAAUGUCUCUUGUUAACCUGAAACAGCAAAAAUAAAACCAAUAAAAACAGAUAAAAUGA